Messenger RNA from Lacerta agilis (Sand lizard), 3433 nucleotides. Its product is annotated as protocadherin alpha-5-like. Bases 241 to 3069 code for a protein of 942 amino acids. Gene Ontology annotation, molecular function: calcium ion binding. NCBI's taxonomy places the organism in Eukaryota, Metazoa, Chordata, Lepidosauria, Squamata, Lacertidae. The record is from RefSeq and is a predicted model, not a curated record. The transcript has 4 exons. Gene Ontology annotation, biological process: homophilic cell-cell adhesion. Gene Ontology annotation, cellular component: plasma membrane.
CCUGUGUGGCAUUUAUACCAAUUGUCACAAGAUGUCGCUACCCACUGAAAAUCAAAAUACUCUUUUCAGGCAAAGAUCAAAGCCCCUCCCAGCAAUUCAGAAAGAACAAGAGACUGCAAGAAGCUCGGGGUGAUGGCAUGGAUACUGCAGCAUAACAAUUGCCUAUUUCCCACCAUUUUAUGCUGACGCUGGAGAGUGGAUUAAUUUUUUUCCAAAGCAGGAGUAAAACCUACCGUUACAAUGUCUUUGAACCAAUGCCCCCUGGUGAAGAGCUGGCUGCUGCAGCUGAUUCUAAUCCACAGAGUCUGGGAAAUGGGGAGUGGGCAGCUCCAUUACUCUGUCCUGGAAGAAUCCCAGCAUGGCACCUUUGUGGGCCGCAUUGCCCAGGAUCUGGGGCUGCAGGUGGAGGAGCUUAUGCCUCGGAUGUUCCGGAUGAUAUCUCAAGGCCAUGAGGACCUCUUAGAGGUAAAUGUCCAAAAUGGAAUUUUAUUUGUUAAUUCCAGGAUAGAUCGAGAGGAGAUGUGCGCCAAGAUCCUUGAAUGCAUGAUUCACCUGGAGGUGAUCCUGGAUAAACCAUUGAGAGUCUUUCAUGUGGAAGUAGAGAUCAAGGAUAUCAAUGACAAUGCUCCUAUAUUCCCAGCUGCUGGGCAAAACCUGAUUGUUCCUGAAUCUAGACUUUCAGGUUCAUCCUUCCCACUAGAGGGAGCUUCUGAUGACGAUAUCGGUUCAAACUCUCAUCUCAGCUACAAACUCAGUCCCAGUGAGUAUUUCACCUUGGAUGUUCAAAACAAUGAGAAGCAUGGUGAGUCUUUAGUUCUUGUGUUAAAGAAACCUCUUGAUCGAGAAUUAACUCACGUAUACAAUUUGUUGCUUACGGCCACUGAUGGAGGAAAACCAGAGCAAACUGGCACAGCCCAGUUGCUAAUCAGUGUGCUGGAUACAAAUGAUAAUGCACCAGUUUUUAAUCAGUCUGUGUAUCAAGUUAAAGUUUUUGAAAAUGCAAAAAUAGGAACAUUAAUAAUCUGUCUCAAUGCAACAGAUCUCGAUGAAGGAAUUAACAAAGACAUUAUAUAUUCAAUUCGAAGUGUUAACCCACAGAAUUUAGGUGCACUGAUUAGUUUAGAUUCAAGCAAUGGACAAAUCAUAUUAAAUGGAGAACUUGAUUUUGAAAGCAUUAAACUAGGUGAAAUUGGGGUAGAAGCAACAGACAAAGGCUCCCCACCAAUGAAAGGACAUUGUAAAGUCCUGAUUGAGGUCUUGGAUGUCAACGACAAUGCUCCUGAGAUAUCAGUCUCAUCACUGUCAGUGCCAGUGCCAGAGGACUCCCCACUAGGGACAGUGGUGGCCCUGCUCAGCAUUUCUGACAGAGACGUUGGUGCCAAUGGACAAGUAAGCUGCUCCUUGUGGCCACCUGGGCUCCCCUUCAAACUGAUGUCCAACUUCAAGAAUUAUUAUUCACUGGUGAUAGCUCAGCCUCUGGAUCGGGAGAAAGUAGCUGAAUAUAGACUGAUGGUGAUGGCACAAGAUCAAGGGGAGCCAUUGCUGUCAACCAGCAGUAGUCUGGUUGUGCCCAUCAGUGAUGUAAAUGACAAUGCACCUACAUUUGCACAACCCUCCUACAUGGUCUUUGUGAAGGAGAACAACCCACCGGGUGCUCACAUCUUCACUGUGUCUGCCUCAGACCUAGAUGUGGCUGAGAAUGCUCUGGUCAGCUACUGGAUGGAUGACAAGCUUUGGCCCCUGACAAGCUACAUCUCGGUGCACUCAGAGAGUGGGAAGGUCUAUGCCUUGCAGCCCUUGGACUAUGAGGAGCUGAAGCUGCUGGAGUUCCAAGUGAGGGCCAAGGAUGCUGGGCUGCCCUCCUUGUGUGGAAAUGUGACUAUUCAGGUCUUUGUGGUGGAUGAGAAUGACAACGCACCAGCAGUGUCUGAGCCAGAGGAGGCUCCCAUCUUGCUGGCAGUCCCACUAGAAGCUGGACAUGUAGUGGGCAAGAUCCGUGCCUUGGAUGCUGACUCAGGCUACAAUGCAUGGCUGCGCUAUGAAUUGCACGAUGCGAAAAGUGGCCCUUGGCGCGUUGGGUUAUACAGUGGUGAGAUCAGUUCAACCCAAGCCCUGGAUGAGACAGAAGGUGGCAGCAGCCAGAAUCUGCUGAUAGUAGUGAAGGAUCAUGGCAAACCAGUGUUGUCAGCCACAGUCACAUUCAGUGUAUCACUGAUAUCAAGUGCUCAGGCUGUUCACACUGAUGCCCGGCUUCCCAUGUUGGGAGUGAACUCAGGAUCCUUGGCGGACAAUUCCAAUAUCUACCUGAUCAUCGCUAUUUGCUCAGUUUCCACAUUGUUUCUGCUGGCAAUCAUUGUGUAUAUGGCUCUGCGAUGCCAGUGUCAACCCAAGGAAGCAGUGGUGUAUGGCCCUGGCACAGCCACAUUGGUUUGUGCCAGCGAAGUGGGCAGCUGGUCCUAUUCAAAUCGCCACAGCCAUAUCCUGGCAGCUGCAACUGGGGAGGCUGGUGCCAAGAAUGACCUCAUGGUUUUUACCCCCAACAUACCUAUCUUUUCAGAGAAUGGGGAACUGCAGAAUGGAAAGGAGCUGGUCCCAAAUAUAUCUGGGCAGCCAAAACCACCCAAUCCUGACUGGCGUUAUUCUGCAUCUUUAAGAGCUGGAAUGCAAGGUGCUGUACACAUGGAGGAAGCAGGAGGAUUACGUGUGGGACCUGGAGGACCUGAGCAACAGUGGCCAACAGUAUCCAGUGCAACAACAGAACCAGAGGCUGGCGAGGUGUCCCCUCCAGUGGGAGCUGGCGUGAACAGCAACAGUUGGACCUUUAAAUAUGGACCUGGCAACUCCAAGCAGCCUGGUCCCGGUGAGUUGCCCGACAAAUUCAUUAUCCCAGGAUCUCCUGCAAUCAUCUCCAUCCGCCAGGACCCGCCAAACAGCCAAACUGACAAAAGUGACUUCAUAACCUUUGGCAAGAAGGAGGAGAGCAAGAAAAAGAAGAAAAAGAAGAAGGGGAAUAAAGCUCAGGAGAAAAAAGAAAAGGGCAACAGCACUACUGACAACAGUGACCAGUGAGGGGUUUAUACUGAACAAUCUACUUAGCCAAUUUUUGUAAUCUUGGAAGAUCUCUCCUAUGUAGCAACUCCCAACUUCUUCCUACUGUUAGCCAAUUUCCUGUAUGUGCAAGACUUCAGAAAUCCACAGGGAAUUCACAAUGUCUGUCUAGAUUGCUUAACAGUUUUGUCUUGAAAGCUUUAUUAAGCCUGGUGUUAACUCUUUCUCUCCACUCUGGCUUGUUUUCAGAAUCUAAAAAGCAGACACAAGUUUCUUUUCUCCUACGCUGAAAAGGAGACUCUUCACAAUACAGCCAGUGCGAGGUUGGACUCUUUGCAUUGUGGUUCCUGUGAUCCUGUCCUGAUGAUACUUACGGGGUGGGUGG